AUGAAAAACGUGAUUUUGUGUUCGUCUCUUGUACUCAUUGGAUUUAUCACUUGUGUUUCCACUCAACCUCCAACAGCCUUGGAUAAUUAUGUAAAUAAAGUUGAUCUAUCUUAUUCAUGGUAUGAAAUAGUAGAAAAACGUUUUUCUGGCCCCGGUUAUCAAGGUUUCACAUUAAAUAUGACAAGUCAGACUUGGUUAAAAUCCACAGAUUUUAUCGGUCAAAAUCCAAACUGUCAUAUUUGGUGGCAUCAAGUCCUCAUUGUCAUACCCAUAGUCCUUAAUCCAAAAUAUGCGACGACAUCAACACUUUAUAUAAAAGGUGGAUACAAUGACAAUAGUAGUUAUUCCAACGGUGAUCAAUUUAAUUCUAUAGUUAAUUUUAGUUUAAAUCUCGGUAUUAUUGGCGCAUUGUUAAAUCAAAUUCCAAAUGAGCCUUGUAUUUUCUCUGCCGAUCCACAACGAUUACAACGUACAGAAGAUGGAAUAAUUGCCUUUGGUUGGGCACAAUAUUUACAAAAUACAUCUCAACCAGAAUGGUUAUUACGUCUGCCUAUGGUGAAAUCUGUUGUACGUGCGAUGGAUGCGAUAACUGCAUUUGUCUAUGAACAAUCAAAAACCGAACUAUCGAUUAAUCAAUAUGUAACAAUGGGAGAAUCGAAACGAGGAUGGACAACAUGGUUAACUAGUCCAGUUGACAAACGAAUAAUCGGUACUAUUCCUAUAGUAAUGAGUGUAUUAAAUUUUCAAGAAAAUCUGCAUCAUUACUGGAGAGCUUUUAAUGGUUGGUCAUUUGUAUUUGAAGACUAUUACAAUGAAUCUAUCACAGCUCGCCUAGAUACGUUAGAAGUAACGCAGAUGAUGUCUAUUAUUGAUCCCUAUAUGUAUAGUGAACGAUUGAAACGAGUACCAAUAUAUAAUAUUGAAACAACUGGAGAUGAACUUUUUAUGCCUGAUGAUUCAUUAUAUUGGAGAGAAACCGGUAUGAAAGGUAUAUUUCAUCAGAGGAUGAUGCCAAAUUGUGAGCAUUCAUUAACAGAAUGUCGACCAGAUACUAUGGCUGGUAUACAAGCUUGGCUUAUAACAUUACUCUCAAACGAUUCAUUCCCCCGAUUUAAAUGGUCAAUUGCUAAUGGUAAUGGUACAAUUACAGUUCAACCUGAGAGUGGCAUUUUAAGUAAUGUUUUAAUGUGGUAUGCACAUACUUUAAGUAGUGAAAUACGUGAUUUUCGUGAAUAUAGAAUGGGUACAGGAGGUCCAGAUUCCCCACCUAUUUAUCAACCAAUUCAAUGGUUUUCUCAACAGUUAAAACCGAAUCAAGAUGGAACAUAUACAGCUUGGAUGACAAUUCCCGACUCGGGUUGGACAGGACUCUAUGUUGAGAUGCGGUACACUGCUCGAAAUGAAAAUAUUUUACAUUUUACGACUGAUGUUUCUAUCAUUCCCCAGACAUUUCCAUUUUCCGAUUGCCAUGGAACGGAUUGUCGAGGGACAUUAUUAUAA
Messenger RNA from Didymodactylos carnosus, 1500 nucleotides. NCBI's taxonomy places the organism in Eukaryota, Metazoa, Rotifera, Eurotatoria, Philodinida, Philodinidae. The record is from the annotation of a GenBank genome assembly.